This is a messenger RNA of Ornithorhynchus anatinus (platypus), 1464 nucleotides long. RefSeq names its product synapse associated protein 1 (gene SYAP1). The record is from RefSeq and is a predicted model, not a curated record. The coding region runs from base 47 to 1120 and encodes 357 amino acids. Gene Ontology annotation, cellular component: cytoplasm; synapse. Lineage: Eukaryota; Metazoa; Chordata; Mammalia; Monotremata; Ornithorhynchidae. The transcript is spliced from 9 exons.
GGAGAGGGAGGACUUCCGGUGCGGCCCGGCCCGGAGGCCCGGCGGGAUGUUCCGGGGCUUGGGCAGCUGGUUCGGGCUGGAACAGCCGCCGGCGGGCGGGGAACCCUGGAGGGAGCCUCCCCCGCAGCAAGGCGAGGAAGACGAGCGGGAGGAGGAGGAGGAGGAGGAGGAGGAGCGGGAGCGCCAGAGCCACGGGGACCAGGAGCCGCUCCUCCACCAGGCCAGGGGCCUCGGCAAUUACCUGUUUAACUUCGCCUCCGCUGCCACCAAGAAGAUAUCUGAAUCCGUAGCCGAAACAGCCCAGACCAUAAAGAAGACGGUAGAAGAAGGGAAAAUAGACGGCAUCAUCGACAAGACAAUUAUCGGAGACUUUCAGAAGGAACAAAAAAAAUUUGUCCAAGAGCAACAUACCAAAAAAUCAGAAGCAGCAGUGCCUCCUUGGGUCGACAGUAAUGAAGAAGAAACGAUCCAGCAGCAGAUCCUGGCUCUAUCCGCGGACAAGAGAAACUUCCUCCGCGACCCUCCUGCCGGCGUUCAGUUUCAUUUCGACUUCGAUCAGAUGUAUCCCGUCGCCAUGGUAAUGCUCCAAGAAGACGAGCUGCUGAACAGAAUGAGAUUCGAUCUUGUCCCCAAACACGUAAAGGAGGAGGUGUUCUGGAGGAAUUACUUUUAUCGAGUUUCCCUGAUAAAACAAUCCGCGCAGCUUACCGCACUGGCAGCUCAACAGCAGGCGGUAGGAAAAGAGGAGAAGAACAGUGGUAGAGAAGGUGAUUUACAGUUGACAGAGACAGUACGGCCCAAAACACCUCCUGUUGCAAUCAAAUCUCAGCUGAAACCCCAAGAGGAUGAGGAGGAGAUAUCUACGAGUCCAGGUGUAUCUGAAUUUGUGAGCGAUGCUUUCGACGCGUGCGACUUGAACCGGGAAGAUUUGAGGAAGGAAAUGGAGCAACUGGUGCUUGACAAAAAGGAGGAGGAAAUAACCGUAUUGGAAGAAGAACCGGCAGAUUGGGAGAAGGAAUUACAGCAGGAGCUUCAAGAAUACGAAGUGGUGACGGAGUCAGAGAAACGAGACGAAAAGUGGGAUAAGGAAAUCGAGGAGAUGCUUCAAGAAGGAAACUAAUUGUUUCCUCGAAAAGCACCGUAAUCCAUAAACAUUCUUAGCUAACUGACAUGAAAUUCUGCUUGGUCUCUCCACUCAUCACCUCAGAAGGCACAGAAGAUGAUAACCCUCAUUGAAAUUCCACACGGGGAUACAACCGGCGUCUAACGGACCAGCUCAGACUGGGUGGGAAAAUCUUAAAGACUAUAGAUUAUUUCUAAUAAUCAAAAUGGGUAUGUUUUCAAGUAAUCCUUUAUUUUGAAAUAAGCUUGAGGGGGGAUAUUCUAUUCAAAUGUCGUAUGGCUUACCUGUAAAUGUAGCUGAAAUGGAAGUAAAAUUGCCGUCUUUUGAGGCUAAAAGCUGGA